Molecule: messenger RNA, 606 nt
Organism: Haemonchus placei
Lineage: Eukaryota; Metazoa; Nematoda; Chromadorea; Rhabditida; Trichostrongylidae
Source: the annotation of a GenBank genome assembly
GGCUUGUUUCACCUAGGCGGAUAUCAAUCCAGGAUUCGAACUAGUGACCGUACGUUUGAGAUAGCACGCCACUUGCCACUAAACUAUCCCCGCAGCUUCAUAUUGAAUCGACCGCGCGCUCGAUUGGCACAUUUUGCAGACAUGGGCCAUCUUCAACGUCAGAUUCAGGAGCUCAAAUUACCAUCAUCUUUCCAUAAUGAAACCUUUCUUCAACAGAUCCUAUGUUUCUUCACUUUGAGAAGAAUAACAGCAUUCGAGCACAUACCGUUUUGCCGUUUCCGACUUCAAGAUAACACAACGAGCAAGACUAAGAAAAAUCCGUCCAUGAUUGAUGAGUAUCUUGGCGCCGAGUAUGAAUGCGCUUAUGAGAGCUUUUGCCCAGAUCCAUGUUGUCAUGGCGUACAUUCGUCGUCAGAGUUAUUUUCUUCGAGGCAGUGUGCUCUCAAUAAAUGUGUAACCUGUGUUCAGGCGGAGUUCAACGACGAUUUCGCAGCGAUGAGAAAGAAUCGAUGGAAUAUUACAUGUCCUUGUGGUCGUGGCCUAAUGUACAGAGCCGACGUUGAGACCUGUGUUCAUGCAGAUCUUUGCAGUGAUGAAAGCAGAUGU